Zygosaccharomyces rouxii is the source of this 1020-nucleotide messenger RNA. RefSeq names its product Rnh202p (gene RNH202). Bases 1 to 1020 code for a protein of 339 amino acids. Gene Ontology annotation, biological process: ribonucleotide metabolic process; RNA catabolic process. Gene Ontology annotation, cellular component: ribonuclease H2 complex; nucleoplasm. Lineage: Eukaryota; Fungi; Ascomycota; Saccharomycetes; Saccharomycetales; Saccharomycetaceae. The record is from RefSeq and is a predicted model, not a curated record. The transcript has a single exon.
AUGACUGUGGGAUCAGAUUCCAAGAGAUGGAUUUUGGUACUACCGCCAGAAUUGCUCGAUUGUAAAGAGAACGCCCAGAUCUUUUCACUACCACAUCCAUCAAAUAAUACAUCCAAGGACCGUAUGCAACUAGUAGAAUUCAAAGGAAAAGGCAUUUACCAAUUGAAAUCUCAUGAAUUUAGUCGAGGUUGUUCCUACACUGAUGAUCAAGAUCAGGCGGAAGACAAUUAUCAUUAUACAAAAGAUGGUAAGACGAUAAAAUCUACUCUGGUAAUUAAUGAAAACGAUCCUCAAAACGGGUAUGUAAUGGAAGAUGGAGAUUUUCAGUAUUUAUCGAAAACUGAUAUUACAUUCAAUCUAAUUGGAUUCUUCUAUAAAGAAUUCACAGUGCAAGAUGAGAAGGAUUAUUUGAGAGAAGACGCCCCCACCACGAUGCAGAGUGAUAACAAAUUUUUGGGACUAAGAGACUACCAUGACUUACUUGUUGACUCACACGACCAUGAGUGGAGCAAGGUUUCCCUAGAAACUUUUAAAGCGGCAAUGGAAAAUGUUGCAGAUCCCAUUGAAGAAGCUGGUGAUAUCUAUUACAAAAUAACUACUCAAAAGAUUAUGCAGUGUCUAAUUCGAAAAACAAGGCAAAUCCUAGAUGCCUUUCCCACGACCAUUCCAAUUCCAUCAUCCCUACCACCGGAAAUUAUGGAAUCUGCCAAAGUGACUAUCGCUGUGAAUUUAUUGAUAUCACUGAUUCCAAGACCUGCAUAUUGGCAUUUGGUUAAAUACACUGGUGAGGAAUUAAAUGUAGCAAAGGCGUUUCAGAAGUACGAGGACUAUAUACAAAAUAUCAAAGAUGUUACCAAGGAGAAAGAAUCACUAGUACAGAGUGCUAUGAACGUAGGACUCACUAAUGGGUCAAACUCGACGACGAAAACUACGAAAAAGGUCGUUAAAAAGACAGUAUCACAGAGGAAAGUGGCUACGGGUAAAGGAUCCAUCGAUGGAUUCUUUAAGAGAGCCAAAUGA